Messenger RNA from Vanrija pseudolonga, 437 nucleotides. RefSeq lists its product as uncharacterized. The record is from RefSeq and is a predicted model, not a curated record. Bases 1 to 300 code for a protein of 99 amino acids. NCBI's taxonomy places the organism in Eukaryota, Fungi, Basidiomycota, Tremellomycetes, Trichosporonales, Trichosporonaceae. The transcript has 2 exons.
AUGCACGGUACCGACGUGACCGAGCGCCUCGACCGGAUGGUCGGGUCGCCUGACCACCCCAAGCGCUGGGAGACGUGGUUUGCGCAGGCGUCGUCGCUGGUUGGGCGGUCGGGCCUGCUCGCGAUCGACGGCACGCACGUUAGCAACGUGCACGUCCUCCUCAAGAUUGAACAGGCGCCAAACGGCGCUCGCGUAGGGUGGUCUGCAAUCGGCUGCUCUACCGACACGGCCAAGUCCAGGGCCCACUUCGAGGACUUGCACGCCGCAGCCAUUGCCCGACUCGAGUCGCACUUUGGCUAGGCGGCGGCGCAUAGCAGACUCCGACACAAAGCGAAACACGUCGCACUACCGCGUUGGACUGGACUGUCUCGACCCCGCACUACUUGGAUCUAGUCGCAGCACUAGACCCCCUCAUUACAAUCGGAGCAAAAAGAGCA